GGAUGUGGCAUCAGUGAGCCUGAGGCUGCCUGUGGCUGUGAUGUCAAUGUCAUUCUGCCAACAUGGCUGAGAAGGAACACAGCAGCAAUGACACCGUAGUGCAUGUGAUAUUACUCUGUGGGGGAUGGUAUUUAGUGAGUUCCAGUAACAAUGUGGUGGGCAAGACAUUACUCAAUGAAUUCCCGUACCCCAUGACGGUGACGAUGGUGCAGUUGCUCUCCAUCGCUGUGUACAGCAGUCCGACCCUAAGGUGGAUGGGUGUUCGGAAGAGGGCCGAUAUCAGCUGGAAUUAUUAUAAACGUGUGAUAUUUCCCUUGGCCUUCGGCAAGUUCUUCUCCUCCGUCUUCUCCCACAUCAGCAUAUGGAAGGUGCCCGUCUCCUACGCCCAUACAGUAAAAGCAACUAUGCCUUUCUUCACAGUUCUACUUGCAAGGAUCCUUUUUAGUGAAAAACAAACAACUAAGGUUUAUUUUUCAUUAGUCCCUAUCAUCUUGGGAGUUGCUAUUGCGACCAUAACUGAGCUUUCUUUCGAUGUUAUUGGACUCCUUGCUGCGUUGGUAGCUACUUGUGGGUUUUCAUUGCAAAAUAUAUUUUCAAAAAAGGUUUUAAAUGAUACUGGACUUCACCAUUUACGACUUCUUCAUCUACUGGGUUUCCUUGCCCUCAUUAUGUUUACACCUGUGUGGGUAUUUACUGAAGGUUAUGAUAUUUUUAAAGAUGAAACUGUGUUUGUUAGGAGAGAGCCAACUGAUACUGUUUUACUUCUCCUCUUGGAUGGGUUUCUAAACUGGCUUCAGAACUUCGUAGCUUUUACAAUUCUGCAUCAUGUCACGCCACUCACUUAUGCAGUUGCGAGUGCAACAAAGAGGAUCUGCAUUAUAUCCAUAUCACUCUUGUUUUUGCGAAAUCCAAUUACAUUUUCAAAUGUUGUGGGGAUGUUUUUAGCAGUGGUUGGGGUCCUUGGUUAUAACAAAGCCAAAUAUGAUGCCAAUGUGGCCAGGAAGAGGGCAGCAAUGGCACCACUGAGCCAAGUGAUGAGCACCAGGGCUUCUAGCUAUGCUCCUGAAGCCAAUGGAACUGUGCUUCCCAUGUACAACUCUCAGUAUGACAUUAGUCCUCUCCAGCUUCCUCCAUUUCAUCCAGCAUAUGCCUUCAAUCACAUCACCUCAUCCAGAGUUGGUCCAUAUCCUAGGAUACAUGAAGGUGUCAAUGGUAUUUCACAGAACAGUACUACUUACAGUACACAAAAUGGUGUUCUUUCUUCCAAUACUAACAGCAUUACUAGUAAUGGACAUACAACUAGAUCUUAUGGAAGAAUAGAUUCUAUAUGAAAUUUUAAACUGUUUUUAGGAAAAAUGGUCUAUUUUUAUACUGAUUUAUAAUGAAUAGUGAUAUUAGUUUACACGAUAGAAAUUUAGGAACUUCAGCUUGGUGGUUUAUGGGUAGUGUAAUAUUUGCUUCCAGACCUGGGAGAGUCUGUAAUGCAUAAAACUUUUCAAGACCUGUCAUAUACUAUAAUCAAGCCUCAAUAAAGUCAGGCAAGUAGCAAGGUGCGCUCUUAGAAGUUAUAAAAAGAAGUAUUUACUGUUACCUCAAACAGUAAUUGCUUGCUUGAUGGUUUGAUCUCUUUAGGUGGCCAAUGCCUAAAGUUUCAAGGCCAGUAAGUGACACAUAAUGUGGAAAUCCCUUUUCAGUAAAUUAUCUCUCACACAGUUUAGUCCUUUAGUCCUCUGGUCCAGAAUGGUUUUUCUGGGACAAAGUUUACUGUUUUAUUGCCCUUCAGCUUUUAUUAGGUAACCUUGUGCUUAAUUUUUUUUAGAACUUCAUUCAUGCUUUUAGACCUUCCGUAAUACAUUUUUGGCUUUAACAGAUGUUACUUCUAUCUGUGACAAAGUACAAUACAAUUUCAAUUUAAUCAGUAGUUGGCAAUGCCAUAAACACUUAAUAUACUAUAAGGUGUAAAGUUCUUUAUCUAAUUUGAAGUAUAUGAUUUUAUUCUAAGACAAAUACCAAACUUUGGAAGUCGGUCCACCUGGUCAUAGCUGAGAGUUGGUUCUGAUAGUUUAUCAUCUUAUGAAAUAAACCCACUGUGCAUUCUGUGGCCCAUUAAUACUGUAUAAAAUAUUGCAUUACAUUGAAAACAAUUAAUGACAUUGAUUAAGUUUCAUGUAUUCAUGCCUGUGUUUUUCUUUGGUACGAAUAGUUAGAGGUAGGACUGAUUAGUAAAAUUUAAUUAUAAACUUCCACAUUAAUUGAAUAUUGUGUUCUAGGUAAGAGAUAUUAUAUAGUUUUGUCUUUGUCUACUUUUAGUAACAUGUUUGCAAUUUUUGUAACUGAUACAGGAGCAGAUACAUCCAGGGAAAUCUAGCCUCAUAAAGUAAAGAACAACACUAUAUCUUUCGAAGGGUGCAAAGAGAUUCAAUGUAUUUCAACAAUUUUGCAAAAAAAUGAAGUAAUUUUAAUUUUAUCACAGUUGAAUUGUUUUUGAAAUGUACCAUAUUUAAACAUGAUUUUAAACCUUUCUUGCAACCCAUUAAGAAUCAGUAUUAGAGUUGGUAGAACAAUUAGACUUCACAGUGUUAGUAUUUUUAAGAAGUUAUCAGUUGGACCUUACAGUCUUGAAGGUCAAUAAAUUUAACUGAUCUCAGGUAGAAUGAAUAAAUUUAGAAUUUUUGCCGAACUUACACCCUCUUAUGUCUUGGUAAAGCUCUCUGAAGCACUUUUGUCACUGACAAUUAUGAGGGUUAAGUGGGUUUCAGUAACUUGGCACUGACAGAGGCCUGUGUAAGUUUGUAUAUACGUAUAUGCAAAGCAAAGAACUUUUCUGAUCUCUGAUUUUUUAAUGUGUUGAAUUACCCAACUCAGUUUGAUAAUGACCGGUGGUAUCGAAUCUUAAUUUUACCUCAUACUGUGUUGUAUUAUAUCUGUGCUAUUUUUAUGAGAUAGUAUUUGCUCUUUCUCAUGUUUUCAUGUUACAGUGUACAGUUGUGAUUAUUUUUCAUAUAAUUUUAGUAUGUGGCAGUGGUAAUAGUUCUGUAGCAAUAUAAAGGUGUUGUGAUCUUUUAAGAAUAACAGUGAAUAUUCUUUCUGUUAGAAGCCUACAAGUUACUUAUGCUUCGUUAAUUAAAAAAAAUUAGUGUCACAACUGUGUCCAUGUUUAACUUUAAAAAGAUAUUUGGAUAAUGUCAUUCAGAUUUAGACAGUGAAGAUCAUAUUUUUCAUAUUUCUUCUAUGAAGAUCCAAAUUGAAUCGAGUAGUAUAAUGAUUAGUAUAAUGAUAGUACAGCUAGUAUGAAAAGAACUGGAUAACUCUAGAUACUACAGGGCUUCAGCAUGUUUUUGAUUAAUAUCUGUAAGGAAGUGUCAUCUAAGAGUCACAGUUUCUCUACAUCCUUUUUGAUGUUCAGAAACCCUACUAAGUGCAUGAUUGUCAGACUUGCGCAACAUACGUACAACAUUUGAAAUGAUUGCAUUGCAUUGUAGUGCAUUAUUCAUUAUAUACGGAUUGUCUUUUAGUAGUCUACAAGUUAUUCUUACGACAUUUCUCACUUACAGUACCUUGCUGCAUAAACCAUUGCCAUAUGAGUAAAUCUUGGUAUUGUUUUUACAAUUCAUACUUGUCUUUGGCAGUAGAUAUUAUUGAAAGGAUUUUGGUUCUAUAUAGCAUGUAUGUACUAUAUUCAAAUGUUUGUACACUACGGUAACUAUGAUAGCCCACCAUGCAACUGCUGAAAGCAGUCUGCUUAGCAGUUAUUUAUUUUAAUUUAAGUUCAUAUUUAUGGAAUCUUUUUGUUUUAGAGAUUUUUCAUCUGUGAUUGUAUUAUAAGUAAUAAUACAAAGGUUUUGUUUAAUGAUGAACUUCCAUGUUGGCUUCCCUUUUUUAAAAGCUGUUGAUGGUGCAUUAUGAUGGAUAUUUGGUACAAAAUUUUAACUAAUUUAUGUCAGUCCGAAUUAUUUACUGACCUUUUUCUCUUUACUGACACUCUCAUAAUUUGCUGAAAUUGAUUCUUGUUUUGUGUAUCAUCAGUUCUUGUAUUGUGAUUAUUUCUGAUAAGAAACACGAGAAAAGAAAUAGUAUAAGAAAAUUGAAAGUCAUUUUACAUUGUGGUGCUCCAUAACAAAUAACAAAAGAUUUAUAUAGUUGGAUAUAAUGUUAUCAGUGAGAAUACUUUAUCAUACAAUACCCCAAAGAGCACAUUCCACAAAUCCUGUUCGCUUGUUGAACAGCUUCAUUGAACUUUUUCUUCAUUUACAGUUAUAGGAGCUGAAGUUGCUUGAAAUUAAAAAUGUAGUGAUAUUGCAAUUCAGAUUUUUGCCAAAAAUGCCCCAAACAAACCAGAAACUAUGAUUAUAAAAGCUCUUCAUUGGCAUUGUCUUUCCUUGUAAAGAAUACUGCUCUUGUAUUUAGGGUAUUUCAAGUUUGAUUUCCCAUCUGGACAAAACUGCAUCAAAGGUAAUGCACUUAAUUAUUGACAAAGUCAAUAAUCAAGAUUCUGUUGAGCAAGGUUGCUUGGCUGUCUUUUGCAGUUACUGUUUUUGUCAGUGUUCCAUUGAGGUAGAAUAAAAAAAGAAUCAUUCUAACUUUAGGUGGCUUCAUCACACCAGUCAAGGUGCGAAUUCUCAAGUUUGUUGUUAGUAGAUAGCAAUCUUAGUAUAUUUCUUAGUUCAGUCUUAGUAUCUCUUAAUUCAGUGACUGUUACUAUCUCAGUACCACACAGCUAUUGAAUUCUUUGCCCAUUCAGAACUAAGCCCUACUCUUUCUUCUUAUGUUCACUUUUUUUCGUUUAUCCUAAAGCAUUGGAUUGCACAUCCAAUUACCAUUCCUGUUUUAAAAAUCUAUAGCUAAAUCAAUAUGCUUUGUAAAUGUUAUUGAAUCCAGAGGCUUCCAAUGGAGGCAGAAGCAGAGCUGUUUUUAUAAACUUAUAAACAGCUUAAUAAUAGAACAAAUAUAUAUGAAGGUGAAACAGCCAAGACUAAAGGACAUGCAACAGACAUGGCAAAGUCAAAACAACUUUUAUCAUUACAAGCAAAAUGCCAAAGUAAUUAUAGAAGUAGAGAUAAAAGGAUGUAAAAAAACAAAAAUAGGAACAGAGAAAAGCUUGUAAGCUGAAUCAGGAACAGCAGUUGACAGUUUACAAAACAUAAGUAUAAGCUGCGGCUAUUAUUACCGUAUUGAAUAUAUGAAGAGUAUAACUAUUCCAUCAUCUUUAAUAUAUGACAAGGUUUGUGGAAUAAUGACUGGGAGACUGAAACCUACUGUCAUAUACCUAAUGUUGCAGCUUUUUUCUUUCUUUUUAUAAAGAGGACAGCAUUUAAGUAAAUCUUGGCUUCAGUCUUCUUCCCAGCUUUUUCCCUAUUUGGGGUUGCAGUUUUUAAUGAGUCUCUUCCAUCUACCUCUGUCCUGUGUCAUUUCCUCCCGUACUCCCUUCUCCCUCAUAUAAUUUCUAAUCCAAUCUCUCCACCUGGUCUUAGGUCUUCCUCUCCUUCGUGUUCCAUCCACCUCCACCUCUUGGCUUUGGAGUGAUUGGACUAAUUUGACCUAGCGCCUCAGCGGUGUAGUUGGUAUGGUAUUAGCGUUCCACCUCGGUGGUCGCGGGUUCGAUUCUCGGCCAUUCCGUUGAGGAGUGAGAGAUGUGUAUUUCUGGUGAUAGAAGUUCACUCUCGUCCUGGUUCGGAAGUCACGUAAAGCUGUUGGUCCCGUUGCUGAAUAACCACUGGUUCCAUGCAACGUAAAAGCACCAUACAAACAAACAAACAAACAAAACAAACUAAUUUGACCCAUGAGUAUUUAAUGAAUAACCAACAUUUCCCAAUCCCAAAAUACAAAGCAAAACACAGUUAAACAAGUUAUAUAUGGCUGGUUAAUUUUUAACUAGCAACUAGUAUUGUCUUGGAGACAAAUCCCUUAAAGAAACUUCUCAGUUUAUGCAAUUAUAAAUUUGUACAGAUUUUUAAUGUACUAAAUACGAUCUUAAAAUGUAUACGAAGAAUGAACCCUUCAGGCCAGUCUUAUGAGAUUUAAGAAUAUUGGUCUAGUUUAAAAUUUUAGUUUUAAUAAUAACAGUGGUUUACACUGAGGAUGCUCCUCUCCCUGAUAAUUGUCAUCCUGAACCUCUCCUUACAAAAUUUGCAUUUUGCCUUCAUAUUACUAUUAUUAUUUUUUUGGUCUAUCACAGUCAUCCUAUCCAACUGGGUGUUUUUUAUAGUGAGGGGUUCCGGGUUGCAUCCUGCCUCCUUAGGAGUCCAUCACUUUUCUUACUAUGUGUACUGUUUUCAGGAGCACACUCAUCUGCAGGAGUCUUCUUCAGCAUCUAAUUUUUCUGCUUUUGUAUUAUUAUUAUUAUUAUUAUUAUUCAGAAGAUGAACCAUAUUUAUAUGGAACAAGCCUUUAGGAAGUAAGAAGCGAAAGGAAAAUAAAGAAAGAAGACAUCUCACUUACUGAAAAGAAAAGGUUAAUUAAUAAAUUAAUGAAUAGAUAAAAAUGCAUUAAAACACAGGGAGAAUAGGGAUGUUAAGAAGAUUCUGAUGGAUUCCUUUCCUUUGUUUUUUUAAAAAUGUUGCUGGUGUGUUUCCCGAGAUUAGUAGAUUCUGAAGGUUUUCAGGUCGACAUAGUAUCCCUGCUGAUGAGCACAAAGCUUAGUAAUAGUGUCUGUUCCAAAGAGUAGCAUGUCUGUAAACUGCAGAAACUACAAGGCCAAUUUCUAUUCUCCCUGUGAUCACCAAAGAUGCAGAAAGAAUGAUUUUUAAGUCUUAAAAAUACAAGGAAUCUAAAGGAUUGUUAGCAGAUAGUCAAUAUGUUUAUAGGAAGUGACACUUAUGAGAAGUGAAUCUGCCCAUAGUUUCAGUCGUGUCAUGGACAGGAUUAGUGAAUAGUGUUGGUCGGAUAUGAGCUGAACCCCAAUAAAAUUUAAACACUUUUGAGUAGUAGGUCUCAUACAGAUUUUCCACCACAUCCUCCCUUUCAGGUGGUUGGGACUCUGCUGAAUGAAUCUGGAACUUUAACUAUGUAUAGUACUUCUUUUAACUUUUGACUUGCAUCUUACUUUUGAGAAACAUCUGAUAGAAAUGUCAGCAAAUGCCACAUGGAAGUUAGGUAUUUAUGUAAGGCAUCAUAUAUUUAUAACAGUGAUAAAAUCAGUGCAACCUGUUUUAGGUAAUUUGUCCUUCCUUUACUAGAGUACUGUUCUGUGGAGUGGUUGACUUCCUAUGCUAGAGAUUUAAAAAAAUUGAGAAAAAUUUGAGCUACUUCCCUUCAAAACUAGAGCAUGUUUUACUUUGAAGACUUUUUUUUUUUUUUUUUUUUUUUUUUUUGUGUGUAUGAGGGAAAGUGAAUGUACGCAAUCACUUUUACAGAUCAUUUACAUUUUGUUGAAUUGCCACAAAGUCACACUGCUUCUUACCAGAGAUCUCUACUUCUAUAGCAUAAAAUGUGGAACAAUUUUCCUUACAUUGUUAAGAUUGCUGAUGCUUGGAAGUUGUAGACAAUACAUCUUGAAAGUGCCAUGCUCUUAUGCCUUCAUAUUUGGUUACUGAAGCAUUUUUUCUCACUUGCUGAUUUUUAAUGUGUUUACUCAAGUUAUAUGCAUAUAUUUUGUAUUUAUUUAUCUGACGUUUCUUCACUUGGCUUUGUUUUUUCCUUUUCACAUAUGAGCGUCAUGUUACACGAAAGCGGACUUAUCAAGUUAUAUUGACUUGGUGGUUUCAUGAAACUAUUGUAUAAUUGGCUCUUUCAAUUUACAUGAAUUUUAUGAAUGAUAUUGCUUGUUUUUCCCUUUGCUCUGUUAUAAAGGAAUCUAGGCUUCUGGAAGAUUAAUUAGAAAUUUUUUUUAGCUAAUAACAUAAAAACUUUCAUUUGCAGUCAAAUUUAAAGCUGAAACCUGUGUAUCCAUCAGUAAUGCACCAGUCAUUUGCAUAAACCAAGCCUGGUUAUUAUUGAAAUGUUUUUAUAAUGUUUAAACUUGUAGCCAUCAUUGAGCAUGGAGGAGGAUUAAAGUCUUAGUUUUCAUUAUGAUUAUAAAAAUCUUGUCCAUUAUUAUUAUUCUGGUAAUAAUUUUCAGCAGUAAUUUCUCUAAUUCACAUAGCAUGAGGAGUAGAGUUUUAUAAUAAUGCACUUCCAAGGGGACUGGGGUGUCCAUUAACAGGAAGUGUCUGAUGUUAAGAGUUUUUAGGUCUAGAAAGAGGUAGCCAUUCCUGGCACUGGAUACCCGUUUGUAAAAUGUCUUGAAGGCCUAAGUAAACAAUUUAAAGAAUUCAAAUAUAAGAUGAUGUGCUUUAUAUGUGAAGAACAUGAAUUAUAACAAUACAUUUAUAAUUUUAUGUAUGCAACUUACCAAAUAAUUACAUAGCUAUAGUUUCACUAUCCGUUGGCAGCUAGAAUUUGGGAAAUUUGCAGUAGCGUUAUUUUGUUUUGGCUAGGUGGCUGACCCUGCCCACUUUCGGGGUAGUGAGGAACCAACUUGGCACAGAGGUCAGUUGUUUCUGCUGGCUGAUGACUGUAACAGUGAUUGGCAGCAGCAAAGAUUUUGGAUUUGUAGAGCUUCAAAGUUGAUUAUCCUGACAAUUUGGUGAAGUAUUCCUGCUGUUUGGUAGCCGAUUUGGCAUGAAUAGAUAGUACAGGGAAUUAAACUCCAUUUGUUCUAGUUGUUGGGUUUAAGUUUGCUCUUCUCAGUUAACAUAUUGAGAUGAUAAGACAUGGAAGACUUUGACUAGUCAUAUUAAUAAAUUGAGAGAGAGACAAGAAGAGGAAAGCAUCCUCUAGGGCCAGUAGUAAAAAGACUUUAGCUAGUCAGGUUAUUGAAGUUGAUGUCUCUGUCUCUGAUUCUCCAUCUGUUCCACCUAUUCCCAUGUCACAAUCUGUUCAACCUAAUCCUCACCUUGGCUCCCUUGCACCUGGACCCAACCCUGUUGCCAGCCUAGAAUUGCAGGUAGAUAAAAAAAAAAAAAAGUUUCUUUUCUUUGAUGAAAAUUAGGAGCUUCUGUAAGGGUCAUAAUUGAUGAGGUAGGUGACAGUGUAAGUGCAAGUGCAGUGGAGGAGGUAGCUGCUCCACCCACUGAUUCUACUAAGCAAAGGUCCCUGGCAUACUCUCCUAAAACUUGGAGGAGUAAUACUGGUAGCCCAGGGGAGGUCAGUGGGGUCUGCCCACUGGUAGUCACCACCUCAGUCGGUCAAGUUGAAGUAUCUCAAGUCUCGACAGAGCGCGGCUGGAAAGACGUCCCUAAGGAAGUGUCUCAUCUCUCCUUUAGUGCAUCAAGUUCUGAGGAGUCAUCCCCUAGGCACCAAUGGUGCUUUGUGGAUGAGUCUUGUCCUUUGAAAAGACUAGCUCAUAGUGACUCACACUCCUGUGCCUUCCAAGAAGACUCGUGAUCUCCCAUUGGAUCAAAUCCCGGCGUGCAGCUUCUGAAAUACUCCCGAGUGGUUUUCUCAGGGCAACCUUUAGUAGAGGGACUGUCCACCGACUCCUAUGAAUGAACCAGCAAGCAUUUUACUAAAUGCUAGCUCUUUCUCUAUUUUUCUUUUCAUUCUGCAAUAUGAAUUAGAAUCUAGUAUAUCCGUGUAUCCCACCUCCUACAAUGUGGGAUUCAGCUAUGUACAUAAUUACAUGGUAAGUUGCAUACAUAAAAAUGAUAUUUUUGUAAUAAAAUGAGAUUUUAUGUAUACUUACCAAGUAAUUACAUAAUCAAAGCUCCCUAUCAUGGAUGUAAAGGGCAUAAACAACUCUGUGCUGAGUUGGUUCCUUUCUACCCCAAAAGUUGGAGGGCUCAGUCGCCUAGCCAAAACAAAAUAGCGUUGCCGCGAAUUUUCAGAAUUCUAGCUGCCGACGGAUAGUGAAACUAUAGCUAUGUAAUUACGUACUUGGUAAGUAUACAUAAAAAAACCAUAAAUCGCCGAGUUUUGGGUAAUGGCAAUUUUUGCUCAUCAUCAAGCCCAUCGGAAUGGAACGCCAACGAUAAUGAGGGAUUGCCUGUACAUAAACAGAAUUUAAGGAGUAAAGAGAAAGGAUGCAUGUGUAAGCAGCUGUCAGAAAGGAUGCUCUAGAGGUAGAUGUUCUGUAAUGUAGUAAGAUAAUAAGAUAUACAAUGUAAUCUCAGCACAAUCAUUGUAGAUUCACACAGCAAAUAAUGAUCAGAAAGGAUUCUUGAGAAAACCAGAAUGAGAUAUGAGUGAAAGGGCUGCAUGUCUGCUUACCUUAUUUACUUCACUCAACACAUUGCCAUCACUAACAUUGUUUAAUAGCACUCACUGUUGUUCCCUCAUUCAGAUCAGUGUAAGUUAGCAUCUGAACCUGCCCCAGUUUACCUAAUAUAAUGACAUUGGUGAUGAGGGGAGGGCCAUUAUUGUAAGAUUCUACUGUCUUCUGAUGCUCCUUUGAUAAAAGUAAGAAUUGUUUCUCUUUUUCAUGGCUUUUGUUGAGAACUUGGCUAUAGAAAUUGAAAACAUUAGUAAAGGACAAUAUCUAUGGUUCCCUUAUCAGAUUUGAUGAUAAUGGCAAUACCAGCAGAUUUAUGAAUAACGUUGAAGCAUCAUCAUAAUUACCCCUGCAGUAUACAGUUACAUAUGUAGUGCUUCUGAUUAGUUCAUAUGAGAUCGUUUAAUUGUAGGAAUUUCUUUGUUUAAGCUUUCAAAAGGUUUGUGCAAUAUCUCGGUUAUGUUUGUUACCAAAUCUGAAUAUGUAGUACAGUACAGUAUUAUCAUUCACCAAAACAUCCUUGCUGUUAUGCAACUGGAAAGUUUUUAUUUUGUUUCAUAGUAGGUAAGGCUUUUGCUAAUGUUAGUUUAAUGUAUGCCAUUAAAAGGUAACUUAUUUAAAAGGGUGUGAAAUGCAGUUGUGAAUACCAAGCCAUAGUGUCCAUGUUUUUUAUUGUUUUGUGAUUAUUAUUGUACAAUAGUUUUUAAUUGGCUGUGUUUGAGCUUAUUUAAUAAUUAUUUCAAGUCUGUUUCAAGUUUAGAAAGUGUUGUGUUUUUAUUGCAAAGGCAAAUUUUAUUUAGAAUAAGUAUGCAUUGUUUACUAAGUGAUCACAUUAUCAAAAUGACUGAACGAACAAUUAGAUAUUAUUUUGCACGAAUCGUUUUGGAAUCUUCAUUGACAUUUACUGUUAAUUCAGUUUGUCUGUAAUGUGACUCUGAAAAAAUUUUGUUAUUGCAUGUAUGGGAACAGUUGAUAUUUUGGUCAUUAUUUAAGUUGGGCAUGUUGUUUUUUCAAAUUAGUAAUGAAGAUCAUGUUGAGGACUGGAAGUGCUGCGAAGUCUUUUGCAUUCCAGGAUUAUUCCUUGGGUCUUUCUGGUAUUUCUGUCUAUGUCCUUUGUGCAGUAGAAAGUUGGUGGAGUCUACAUUGAUUACCCACAUCUACUGCUGUACAGUAGACCCCCCAGGGUAAAGGCAGUCCCCGGGUUACGACGGGGGUUCCAUUCUUGAGACGCGUCGUAAGCCAAAAAAUCGUCGUAAGCCGGAACAUCGUCAAAAGUCCUAAGAAAACUAUGUAAACUGGAUUCUUAUUGCAUUUUUCAUCAAAAGAGCCUUCAAAUAUUGAUUAUUUUGCAUUUUUGGUGUCACACCUCUUGUGCCAGAUGAGCGUUGUAGGCGUUGUAACCCUGGAAAUAAUUUGUGAUGAAUAUAAUUGAAAAGCGCCUUAACCUCGGAACGUCGUAAGCCGAACCCGUCGUAACCCAGGGACUGCCUGUAUAGGUAGGUACCAGAACCCCCUGCUCUGCGAAUACUUAAAACUCCUCUAAAAGCACUUAGGACUGCCUAUUUUGAUAGUUAAUAGUACACAAUAAAACUAAAAAAUGGUUAUACCUGAUUAUUUUAAUAGUUUUAUCACAAAAAGUGCAUUUAGUCACAAUUAUGAUAUGAAAAUACAGUAAUUUAUUUAUUUUCCCAGUGAAUAAUACCACAAAUAAUUGAUAUAUACGGUCCAUAGAAAAAUCCGCGAAUAGGCGAGUCCGUGAAUUGUGAGUCCGCGAAUAGUGGGGGUCGACUGUAUUCCUUUAACUUUAGAGUUGGAGGGAUUUUAUAAAUAUUGAAGCAUGUGUCAUGGAUAAUACCUCUACUACCAUUACUUGUUGCAGCCCCAGUUAACUACUGACAGCCAGUGAUUUUACUGUCCAUCAACAUACAACUGCCACCCAUUCCCAGUGAUGAUUGAAAAAAGUUAUUAAAAUUAGCAAUAUUUUGGUAAAAGACUUCUAGGAAGAUGCUGAGUGACUAAAUAUCUUGUACUGGAAGAUGAUGCAAUAUGACUAAAUAUCUUAUUCCUCUUAAUAGAGAGUCUUUUCUUCAAAAUGUCUAUUUUGCAUGCUCUACAUAACUAGCAGGUUUGGCCAGCCUGUUUGACAACUCUGGAAUCAACUUCAUAUAUUUAUUGUAUUCAUUGCCAAGGAGCUUGGGAAAUGUUUUUAGACAAAGAAAUUUUCAAUUUCAAGAUUUUCAUGAUUAAUUUUAAUUUGUGGUUGUGAUCCUAGAUUCUCCAGUUUGGGUUUAGCAGAAGUAGCUUGCAUAUCUCUUACAGCUUGUGCUAAGAACAUUCAAAGAAAUACAUCAGUGUUUUAUAUACCUCUGCUGAAUCUCUCUUUAACAGCACCUGCUUAAACUAUGUCAUAAUAAUAAUAAUAAUAUAUCAUCAGAAGACCCUCUUUGAAACAGGUACUCUUGUUGAAUGAAAUUGCUGCAUCAGAUGCAUUUAGUUUGUAUAGGAUCUUCAUAAUUUUCUUAUUGCUGCUUUCUCUCUGCUACUGCAUGGGGUGAAUAAUGCUCCAAUGUUAUUCACAUUCAGUAAGGGGAAUAGUCAAAAUUUAGUGACUAUACAUAUGCCUAUUAUUUAAUAAGAUACUUAAAUAUUUAAUUAUUUUAUUAAAUAAUAGGCAUAUAUACAUUCCCUGAAUCUUGGUUAUUUCCCUCCUGAAGUGAAUAACAUCGGAACAUGACUUGCAGCUCGCCCCAUGUAGUAGCAGAAAGCAAUAUGUACAUAAUUGAAAGACGUUAUACAAAUUAAGUGCAGCUGAGGCAGCAGUUUUUUCAUUCAAUAAUAAUAAUUUCUUCUUCUGGUUUGCCUCUGUAGCUCCAGUGUCUGGUUGCUGGUUAUUGCCAUUGCUGGAUGGGGACUUCUAAGUACCUGACUGUCCUCCAUGCUCAUUGGGCUUUAUACCUGGCUGCUGGACGAAGCUCCUCUGAUGCCAGAGGUUUCAUUUACUUCGUUGUUGUUUAAUUUUCCAUUUCUUUCCAUCAGUGCUGAGUGUUGCUAUUUAACCCAUAGCUGGACCCUACCCUGUCAGGAAUGGGAACUCAUUUACAGCUGAGUAGACCGAGGAAAUUGUGGCAAAGAUCCUUUUCCAAGGAAUCAGCGCUGAGGAGAGAGGUCACCCAUCCAGUGACUGACUAGCACUGAUUGGCAAUACCCUUAAGAGAAGGUGUUUGAGUGGAUAGCUUGCUGCCAUCAGGUUGGCUGCAUAAUGCAUUCCAUGCAGUGGAAGAUUGGCAAGAAGUCCAAUUCAACUGUCAAUGUCAAAGUGCAGGGAUUUUGGUCCCCGCAGUCCCGAAAAGUGAAGAUGUUUCGAGUAUUAAGGUUCCCAUACCUGAUUGGUAGAGACUAGCUGCAGAAUACUUUGGUUCAUUGUUUUCUUUUUUAGUCCUUGGAGCAGUGAUGGAAUUAGGUCUAAUUUGGUUCCUCUCUCCUCUUCAGUAGAGUUGUCUGUUCUUGAAGUGUUCAACAGUCUCCAUCUCUCAUGAACUUUAGUCUCAAGUGACAUGUUUUUAGUACUUAAAGCAUGAUGAAGUAUUUUUCAAGACUAUUCUGAUGUUGGUUAGUCUAUCUAUACCCUUAGACUGUUGUUUACUUGCUUGGUGCGUCCCUGGGGAAGUCUUAUGGCUUUCAGUGUCGUAUUUGCCUUUUGGUAGGGCAGAAAUUGCCCUAAUUCCAUAGUCCCUCAUUAGGAACAGUAGCUCAAAUCUUGUCUCUUUUGUCAGGAGAUUGAGUUUUCUCAAUUCUUACCUCCAAAUCCAAGGAGGAGAUACAGAUAGGAUACUGCUUUGCUGGCCUGCACUUUUCACUAGUACUAUAUGAUGUUAUUCACUCCCAGGGUUUGGAGUUUUUAUUUUUUUCAUUAGUACCAAAUAGCAGUAAAAAGAGUUAUGUAAUGUCCCUUUGUUUUGGCUAUAUCUCUCUUUCUCCUUUGUCCCAGAAUUUCUGACCAAGACCGAAAUUCUUUGGUCUUCAGAGUUUCUUGGUUCCCUCCCUUCGAGAAUGUUUGGUGGAGAUCCAGACUGAAUAUUGCUGUGCCAUGUUUACAACCUAAAUGUUACUUGGAAAGGAUGAAGAACAUUGUACCAUAGUGCGAGUGCCUUUUUAUGAGUAAGGUAUUUUGCAUGGAGGAGGAAUCCAAACACUUUACUACGGCAGGUAAUCUUCAAAGCCAGUGAAGCCCCUGAUAGUGCAGAGGGUUCAUGAGCUCAAACAAAAGGGCAUUGGGCCAUCUCAUUCCUUCUUGAAGAAUUUCUGGUCCAACAGGUAAUGGGGUGGCAAUCUAGUGCUGCCAGACUACCUUCACCUCAUUCUACUUGAGGGAUGUCACCCACAAGUCCCUCUAUACAUAUUCAUGGGGACCUGUGGAGGCAGCUCAAUGAGUAGUGUUACUACCAAGAACCAUCCAGGUAUCCCACGACUCUUUCAAGCACUGUGACCAGAGUUUACCGUUCCUGAGGAGAGUGCCAUUGGAGCAGCACUGUCCCACCCUCUGGGUCAGUGCCAACAGAACAGCAACAGUGCCUUUCUUCUCUACGGUGACACUUUGCUACAUUUGCAAAGGUACUCGGCUUACCAGUAAGUACUACUUCCUUCCUAAGUAUUAAGUCUCCAUAUAUGAAAGGUAUAAUGUUUGUACCCCUGUAGGAACACGUUCCAAAUUUGUAUUAAGUAAUUUAUUUUUCUUAGGUAUACAAAGCAUAACCUUUCAUAUCAGAAGUAACCCACCUCAUCCACCAUGCUACAGUUUUUUUUUACCCUCAGGUUUUAAUUCUGAAUACAAGCUGAAAGUACAGUGGGUAAUAAUGGUUGGGGAGAAUGGGCAUCCCCCCUUCCUCAUCUCUACUGGGGUACCACCCUUGUUUACUCAGUAUUACAUGGCUGGUCCAGUACAUGUGCAGAAGGAUACUCUACAUAUGAAAGGCUACAGUUUGUAUACCAAGGAACAACUCAAAUUACGUUACAAUCUGGCAUAUUGAAAGAAUUUAUAACAGGUAAUAGUUUUCCAUUAGCAUCCAUUCAUUACACUGAAGUGUAUGUGGAAGACUUAUCAUUUUAUUUAAUCAUUUAUUCCAUGAAUAGCAAGACUUUUGAACUGAACUUGAAUUUGUAUAUUAAAAGUUGCUUUAGGUCUUAUAGCUUAUUCAUCCAUAAUCUCUAUAAACAAAGCUUUGUCAUUUCUUUCAGUAUGCAACAAUAAUCCACUCAUUAUUAAAGUGACAUAUAGUAAUACGUACAUUUUCUUAUGAAAAUGGUUUGUAUAAAUGGUUUAAAUAUAUCUCUGUAGAGAUAUAGCUCACAUAUACAAGUCAGGUACCAAUUAAGUUUAGUGAGUUAUCUGAACUAAGUAACUAAUUUAAGCUGUGCUCUUACUAUGUUUAAACAAACUAUGAUGAAAAAUGUAAAGCAUUAAUUAGCCAAAAACUUUCUAUAUAAAUGAGGUUCAUUUGCCUUGGGACAUCACGUACAUUACACAUAUUGCCAGCGUGAAACUAAUAUGAUAUAAAGCUAUGGUACUUAUCAAAGUGAUAAAAUGUCCCAUUUUUUAUAACCAUAUGUAAACAAAAUUGCUCAUAAAAGCACAAAAUACAUCCAUGGUUCUGUAAUCUGCUUUUCUAAAGUUAUAAAUUGUACAUAGGAAUGAUAUGGAACAACAAGAUCACAGAGGUACAUCAGACUUGCACAAAAUUGGAUUAUCUUAAAACUAUUUCUGCAUUUCAGGCUAGAAAAUUUACUAGUAAACAUGAAAGUCUUUUAACAGUUAAUCUUGUGUUUCAGUUAAUCUUCAAUAUCAUUGCAUUUUUUUCAUUAUGGUUCUGUAUACGUAUUACCGCAACCUUUACUGCUGAAUUUUGAGGGUUGAGGGAAGUUUCAUACUUUUUAUCAUGGUUAGUGUGCAUUCCCACUUGGUCUUCUUGCGUCAUGUAAUUAUGGUAGUCUUCUCUCUCUCCAAGUGAUGAAUCUUUUGUUCUAAAUGUACAUGUGACAUCAUCCAUAUGUGAUAAAACUCUUUGUGUCCUUGCGAAGUAAUCAGCAGUAAUUUUAUCUCUCCCCUGCUAUGAUAGAAAUUUAUUUCCAACAAGUGAAGUAAUCAACAGCAAUUUUAUCUCUUCCCUGCUAUGAUAGAAAUUUAUUUCCAACAAUUCUGAGUGACAUUAAACCUUUUCUCCAAAGCUUUGUACUGUACUACCUCUCAUAUCUGUUUCUUGGGAGAACUCUUCAAAUGCCCAAUCCCAUUUUCUUUCAUUAGUGAAGCUUUUUACACAAGAAGUUAUUCAAUGAGAUUUCAUAUUGAUAGUUAGAGCAGAACUUUGCUUUCCAGUUCUGGUGAUGUGCUGUAAUUUAAUUAGUUCAGAGUUUUUUUAUUUUUCCCUCUAACAUAGUCAGUCAUACUUAUAUUUUUGGUGUUUUUGGCCAAUACAGAAUGAACAGCCAUUUUGUGAAAAAGCACAAAAUAAACUAUAUACAGAAUGAGGCUGACAUCAUGUCUGAGAGCAUAAAUGAGGCCACAUUUUUCCUCUCAUCCUGUCCUGCAACAUUUUCAGCAUAGCUACUUUUAAAAUAUUACAUUGUACACAGUGAUUCUAAUUUUGAAUUUAGUAUACUAUAUUCUUUUUGUGUAUUUAAAGUGGUACAAGAAUAAAAGAAAUAAAAUGGAUAAUUGAUAGCCAAUUUAGAGCUUGACAGAAGAUUGUGCUCACAGUGCUUGGCUUCUAAAUUUUACCAGAUAUUGCAUAAGAAUUGGGGGAAGAUUUAAGUAUGAGGAUUCUAUGAAUUGUACCUUUAUUUUAUUUGAUGUACAGUAUUUUGUUUGAAAGGUAAAGUGGUCACCACAAAUAUUGCAGUGUCAUGGAAUCUCACCAUUACAAGAUAUUUUCCAAAUUUUUGCAAUUGUGCAUUGUGUAUUCUUGAACUCCAAGGACUGCCUUGAAUAUAAGAGCUGGGUCUGUUGUGGUAUUGCUGAGGAUUUUGUUGACAUUUACUAGCAUUCUGUACAUUGAUAUGGAUUUGCUCAUAUAUCACCACUUUUAUCAUGUGAGAAUAUUGAAUUAUUGGCUGGUUGUGACACAAGAAAUCUAAAGGAACAAAAGGCUCUGGCCAAAGAUCUGUUUGUCCUCAUCAUUUCAUUUUAUAGAACUGAUGUGCAUUGAAUCUUUUUUUAUUGACUUUUAAGUCCUGAUUCUGAAAUGGAGCACUGAAUAUGUAUUGAAAAGUAACCUUUUAGUUUCUGGUUAGCUGUGUUAUAUGAAAGUAUAAGCUGGUGUGUGCCUUUGUGAAAUUUGUCUGAUGUUCUUUGAUAUGAGAACAUGAUUUAUUAAUAGCAUGGUCACAAUUAUGUGUAUCAUUAAUGCAAGUGUUAUUUUGGAUAUUAUAAUAUGAAGUAUGUCUCUGUACCUUACUGAAUCAGUGGAUUAUUAUUUGUAUGCACUCUGGACAACAUUCAAUUUUAUAGUACGAGAUAGUUCCACGUUGGCCGAGUGCAUUUCGCGCUCGGCUACCAUUCCUGUGGUCCGAAGAUCGAUUCUCGGCUUGGCCAACGCGGAACGAGAGGAAUUUAUUUCUAGUGAUAGAAAUUCAUUUCUCGAUACAAUGUGGUUCGGAUCCCACAAUAAGCUGUAGGUCCCGUUGCUAGGUAACCAAUUGGUUCCUAGUCACGUAAAAAUAUAUCUAAUCCUACGGGCCAGCCUUAGGAGAGCUCAGUGGUCUGGUAAAACUAAGAUACACUUAACUUAUAGUAUGAGAUGGGACUCGUUAGCAAAUACGUAUGUAUGAUGAAUUAUAAAAAUAAUGGAUUCCAAGACUGAAAAUAUUUUCAAAUUUUUGUGCAAUUAGUGAACAUUUUAAUGUAUUUUUGUGCAAUUAGACUUAAUUACAUGGUUAGCAAUAUAGUGGACCCCUGUAUUCGUAGGGGAUGCAUACCUGACCCCCAAAGAACAGCUAGAACCCGCGAAUAGUUGGAACAAUAUAAAAAUGCUUACAACUGCCUAGUAUUUUGUUAGUUCAAACUCAAGAAAAACCCACUGAAAAUGAUAGUACCUGGUGUUCUUAAUACUUUUAUCACAAAGAGUGCAUUCAAUCGUGGAAUUGCUAUGAAUAUUCAGUAAUUAGUGGAUAGUUAUCAUAGGAAAAUACAGUGAAUACAUGAAUCCUGGGUAUAGAAGGUCUAUAGAGAAAUCCCCAAAUACGUGAGUCUGCGAAUCCGGAGUCCACGAAUAGCGGGGGUCGACUGUAUGCUAUGUACGGAACUUAUGAUUAUUAUGGAUGAUCACAAAUUCACUUUGGAUAAAAUAUCACUUGCCUUUUCCUGAAAGGUUGACCCACUCCUCGCAGUAUGAUUUCAUCUUUUUGUGGUUGCCUUUGAAUUUAUGUUAAUUUAUGGACAUUUGUUUACCUACAACAUAGUUCUGUGAGAAUUUUCCUGUAUACUAAAGACAUUUUGCAAAUGGUUUCUCCAAAUGAACAAAUAUAAGACCCUGUUAAGAUUUUUUUUAGUCAAAAUUGAUCAAACCUAACAAAAACAAUUUUCCUUAGACAAAAUGUGAAAGAUAUUUCAGUUAAACUAGUAGUAUUUCAUAUUGAAUUUUUAGACAGCUUUGUUUGGAUCUUAGAUAUAUUUUUUAUUUGCAGCUUAUGUAAUGGUAUAUUUAAGUUUUAUUACAAAGUCUUAGCCAUGUGGAAAAAUAUAAGUAAUUACUAUUGUCACUAUAAUCAUGAGGAAGAAGGAAGUGCUAAAGAAGAAAUAGCAUAAAAAUAUCUCUUCAACAAUCAGGAAGGUUAUUAAGUUUUGUGAAAAGAAGAUAAAAUCUUCAUGCGAGUUAUAUUUAUUUUAAAUUAUCCAUAUAAGUGUGUUGUUUUGUGUAAAGCAUAAAAUUGUUGUGAUGUAUGUUCAUAAUGAAAAAAUGCAUAAUGAAUAUGCAAAAUUGAGAUACAGUAUUAUUUUGGUUAUAUGGCUAGAUUAACAGUAGUUUUGGUCUGAUUUAUAGAAGCCUAUUAGAAAUAAGUGGUUUACAAGUUAAAUCUAGUUUAUUUUUCUUUGUUUAUGGUAUUCAUUUUUAAUAUUAAUAAAAAGUUUAUUUUUGGAAGUAUGACUUCUUAUUGAUGAUGACUUCAUCUCUUGUGUGGAAUGAAAAGUACUUCUGUAUAUAAUGAAAUGACGUCUUAAUAGAAAAAGUACUUAAUUAGUGAUAAAUCUUUUAAUACAAUAUAUACUGUUGUGGGUGAAUGAGAAAGUACUAGGUGUUAUCUUGGUAAGAGCGGUUUAUGUACUACAUAAGUACUAUCAUAAUUGUAAUGCAGGUAAUAGCAUGUAAUGAAGUAAUGACUUCACUUAUUACAUACACAUAUGUAUAUGUGUAGUCUUGUAAAAGUAACCUGCACUGGGUACUUUACUUGUACUUAAAGGGAAAGACAAAUUAAUUUCACGACUACAUUUUCAUUAGUUUAUUGUCAUUGUCUUUUCACAAAUAAAUUAAAAGGUCACGAGUUGAAAUCCCAUCAGAGUCAGGUAGGAAUUUCAUGCUGGAUUUUAUCUGAACUGUAGGUGAAGUUUUCUUUUCUUGUAGAUCAUGCACAAGUAAAGCACUGCGUAUGGUCUUGCUUAAGUAUAUUUGUUUGAAAACAUUACUGUACUUGGUACUGUGUGCUUAAUUAUUGAAGGAGAAUAUGUGCCUAGGGUGUGAUCCACAAUGCAACACCCGUCUCUCAUCCUUGAACUCCCAAUAUUAUUCUGGUGAUCUGGACUAGCUCCCAAUUAAUUGUAAUUUUGUUUUAAGUUGAUCAGGCCGUGAUGAGAUAGGAAUAAAAAAGUUUAAUAAUGAACUUAUGCUGACUUUAGGUGACUUCUAGGUAAAACUAAUUGGCUGGAGGAUUGUCUCAGUUUUGAGAACACAAUUAGUGUAAAAGACAAAUUAUGUAAAGACCAACCAUUUCAGCUUUCUGUUUACCUCUACGUGAUGAAACUUAAUUAUUUUAUACAUCUGGAGGUUAAAGCAGAGCUUUCCAAAAUACAAAAGCAAAGGUAUAAAAGAAUCUUGCAGUGUUAUAUUUAAUAAUGUCUUUAGUUCUCCAGUCCUUACUUUGAAUCGCAAUGUGGUGGGUGGAAAAAAAAGCUGUAGUCUAUAUUUGUUUUUUUGUAUUAGAGAAAGAACUAAAUUGUUGUAUUCCACUAGUGAUGUUCAUUUACUUUUCUUAUACUGUAUAUAGGAUUGUUGAAUGUUACAAAGGUUUAUUUUUCUGUGAUGCUAUUGUGCUUAAUUCACGGUACUUAUCUUUUACUCUUUGUUUUGUACUAGAUAAAUAUAGUGAUAUAAGCAAUGCUUCAAAAUGAUCAAAUUUAAUUACACACUGGGAAGAUCUCUGAGAUCUGUGCUAGUUCAUUUGAAGAAACAAAAACUGUGUUUGGAAAACACAAUAAAGUUAUGAAAAUGUUUAUUACAUAAGAAUGCUGUUUUUUUUUUUUUUUAUUGAAUUCAUGUACAACUUUGAACAUAAAUGUACAUCCAUCCAUAUUUGAGGCUGAAGUAAUUUUUUAAAUAGUGUGCAUAAUAAUUGAAUAUUUGUGAUUUUAUUAAAAGAAAAAUGCAUUUCAA
Messenger RNA from Macrobrachium nipponense, 20823 nucleotides. RefSeq names its product solute carrier family 35 member E1 homolog. The record is from RefSeq and is a predicted model, not a curated record. Lineage: Eukaryota; Metazoa; Arthropoda; Malacostraca; Decapoda; Palaemonidae. Gene Ontology annotation, molecular function: antiporter activity. The transcript is spliced from 6 exons. Gene Ontology annotation, cellular component: Golgi apparatus. The coding region runs from base 63 to 1331 and encodes 422 amino acids.